CGCAGAGUGAUGACGUCAUCGAUAAAUAACGAUUGUUUUCCUUUAUAUGUCAAAGUCAGCUGAUUGCUCCACAAACAGCUCGUCACUCACAUACCUUCAAACAGACAUAUGCAGAAGUCACACGUGGGCAAUGAAUGCAGGAAGUCAGCAAGCAUUUAUCACCAGCUACAGAGCAGAAGAUUUAGACAAAUUGACAGCACGACUGAAGAAUGGCCUGUGCAGAUCAAACUAUAAACCAGCGGAAUAUGAAAAAGUGCAAGCCAUGGUUGAUGCUAAACGGCUGGAGACUGCUUUAAUUGGAAAAAAGGUUAAGAAGACCCUAUGUGUAGCCAAGGAAAUUAAGGAGUGCGACAUAUUACGGCAGCACAGGCAGGUGUGGAGCAGAGAGUGCCCUAGGCUGCAAAAAGCAGAGGUAAAGGCUGAGAGUGAAAUGCGUGAUUUCAUAGAGAACAUAAGGCCACUCGGCAUAGAAGACACUGCCAUCUUUUCACUCAAAGAUUACGAGGUGUUCCUUGAGAGGGACCGGAGGGCAUUUGUCAUGGGCACCGUGAAGCCGAUUCAUCAGCUAAAGGAGGACUUGUGCUUCAGGUUGGAGCAAGAACAAGAAUUGGAAACAAGCACCCCUCUAUCAAACUGGGAACAAGUGCAAGAUCAGGUAAAUGUUGUAAAAGACCAGCAAGAUGAUAUAACAGCAAAACUUCAAGAAGACUACUGUGACCUAGAAGAGGAAAUUACAGACCUUGGUUUGGAGAAAUAUCUGCCAACCUUGGAUAGCUUGGUGGAAGACAACAUUCCCACAGAAGUUUUGGAAUCCGACUGCCCUUAUCCAGAGCUGAAGGAGUCACUGAUCCAGGCCUUCCACUCAUUGUCAGAAAUCCACCACGGUCGACUGCACUGUCUUCAAGAGCACCUGAAGAGCACAGACAAAUACUGUGGCUGGUGUCCGGAUGACCACCUACGCUUCCAUUUCACCAUGUCUCAGUACAGUCAAGACAUACCCAACUACCGGGCACUAUGCCUGCAUAUGCUUCAAAGGGUCUUCCCGGAGAAAAUUAAACAUGAUCUGAUGGAGCAUGAGCGUGCAUUGGCCAGGCAGCGCUUCAACCAGACUCAGAUAAAAGUCCUGACCCAGCAGUGGCAGCAGGACCAGGAAGAGCUCCUGGCUAAAGCCCUGGCCACCCUGCAGGAGGCGAGGGACGCAUACCAGGAGGAGCUGGAGCUCCAAAGAGACCGCCAGCACCAGCAGGACAUCUGCUUGUGCCUCAGAGAAAAGCUGCUGCAGUGGCGGGCCCAUCAGGAGGAGGUGGCCGAGCUACAAGCGGCCAUUGCUGCCAGACAGCAGGAAGAAGCCGAGGCCAUUUUGAAAAGGGAGCAGGAGAAAGAGGCUGCCCUGCGGGCAUAUCAGAAGGAACAGCUCCGGAAAUUUCAUUUGGAGCAGCAGAGGAGGAGGGAGGAGCUGGAGCAGAGAGAUCAGGAGAGGCUUGCUAAGCUGAGGAGUGCCAUGGACGAACAGGCCAGGCAAGAUAAAGAGAGGGUACGCUUCCGGGUGGAGAUGUUGCAGCGGCGCCAGGAGGCGAGGGAGGCCAGUGAGUUGGAACGUCAAAGGGAGGAAGCAGAGAGGCACAACCGUUUGGAAGCACUCCGAAACCAGGUUGCUGUGGUGGCAGAGUCUGACUCAGACAGAAUGAUGGGAGGCACUCAGUCUUGGCGAAAUCGAAACUUGACUGUCGAAGAAGUUGAUAUCCAGAGGCCUCUGUUUGGACUCCACACAUACACGGACGCACAGAUUGUCGCCGAUCCCAGAUUGCGGGUCGAGCAGGCCCUGAGGGAUGCUGGCUUGCACCACACCCAGUAUGCCCAAGAGGUCCUGGCCCAUAUCAAGCCCCCGAAACCACCACGACGAGACACCAAAUCUGAGCUCCAGUUUUAAGCAAGUAAGUUGAAUGGUUAGCUUUUAACUUCUAUUGAUACAAGAAAGUGUUUUUUGACAGAGAUAUUAAUGAAUGAUUAAUCUCCCCUUUUUGAGGUAACACAGUCUUUUACACCAAUGGUUCUCAAACCUUUUACACCAAGUACUACAGCCU
Phyllopteryx taeniolatus (common seadragon) is the source of this 2084-nucleotide messenger RNA. RefSeq names its product coiled-coil domain-containing protein 148-like. The record is from RefSeq and is a predicted model, not a curated record. Bases 47 to 1930 code for a protein of 627 amino acids. NCBI's taxonomy places the organism in Eukaryota, Metazoa, Chordata, Actinopteri, Syngnathiformes, Syngnathidae. The transcript is spliced from 15 exons.